Messenger RNA from Ichthyophthirius multifiliis, 1035 nucleotides. RefSeq names its product protein kinase domain protein. Gene Ontology annotation, cellular component: chromosome passenger complex; spindle midzone; spindle microtubule. The transcript is spliced from 2 exons. The record is from RefSeq and is a predicted model, not a curated record. Gene Ontology annotation, biological process: protein phosphorylation; regulation of cytokinesis; mitotic spindle organization. Gene Ontology annotation, molecular function: protein kinase activity; ATP binding. NCBI's taxonomy places the organism in Eukaryota, Ciliophora, Oligohymenophorea, Hymenostomatida.
AUGGAAGAAGAAUAAUAAAAUGAAUAAUAAGCCAAUUAAGAGGAUAAUAAUUUACAAUUAGUAAAUUAAAUAGAAUAAAUAAAAGAUUAAAUACAUUAAUAAGUAAAUAAAAGUGAAUUAAAUGAAGAUGAAAGCGACUAAUAUGAAAAUGAUAAUUGUAAUAAAAAAAAAUCAAUUGAAAAUGAUAAUUGCAAUAAAAAAAAAUCAAUUGAAAAUGAUGAUAUAAAUUCAGAUUCUAAUUUAGAAUAAAUAAAUUAAAACAUUCCAAAAUCAAUAGAAAAUGCAUAAUUUAAUCGCAAAAUAUAAGACUUUAUAUUAGGAAAGAAAAUAGGUUCAGGUAGAUUUGCAGAAGUAUAUUUAGCAACUGAUAAAAUUACAGGAUUCAAAAUAGCUUUAAAAAUAAUAAAAAAAGAAGUAAUAUAAGAAUUCAAUUUAUUAUAAGAUAUAUGUAAUGAACUUAAAUGUUAAAUGGUAAUUAGACAUCCGAAUUUGAUAAAUUUAUAUGGAUUUUUUGUUGAAAAUUAAAACUUUUACUUAAUUUAAGAAAUAGCUGCUGGAAUUGAACUUUUUAGUGAAUUAAUGAAAUAACCUUAAAAAAGAUAUCCAGAAAUGAAAGUUGCAAUAUAUAUUAGAUAAAUAAUACAUUCAUUAAUGUAUUUACACGAAUAAAAUAUAAUUCAUAGAGAUAUUAAACCAGAAAACAUAAUGGUUUGUGAUGGUGUUUUAAAAUUAUGUGAUUUUGGGUAUGCAACUGGAAUUAUAAAAAAAUAACGAAGAAAAACAUUUUGUGGAACUCUUGAUUAUUUAUCACCUGAAAUGGUUUUAAAAUAACCUUAUGAUUAUAGUGUGGAUAUUUGGAGUGUUGGAAUAUUGACUUUUGAAUUAAUUUUUGGAAAAGCUCCUUUUACAUAAAGUGAUGAUUAAGACGAAGUAUUUGAAAGUAUUUUAAAAGUAUUAUUUUUUUAAAAAAUUUUAAAUUGUCAUUUUAUUUAUAUUUUAGUAAGAUUUAAUUUUCUUUGGACCUAUUUCAUUUGA